This is a messenger RNA of Gopherus flavomarginatus (Mexican gopher tortoise), 4334 nucleotides long. RefSeq names its product HSPB1 associated protein 1 (gene HSPBAP1). The transcript has 8 exons. The coding region runs from base 80 to 1546 and encodes 488 amino acids. Gene Ontology annotation, molecular function: 2-oxoglutarate-dependent dioxygenase activity. The record is from RefSeq and is a predicted model, not a curated record. Lineage: Eukaryota; Metazoa; Chordata; Testudines; Testudinidae.
GUGAUCGGAAGGGGCGGGGCUGCUGGUGACGGACAAAGCCUGAGCCGGGCAUGUUUCUCCCCUCCCCCCCGACGGGAGCAUGGCAGAGGCCGCAGCCCUGGAUCCCCCGCUGCCCGGUGAAGAUGUCAAACCUUUUACUCCAGAGAAAGCCAAGGAAAUUGUGAUGUCUCUACAACAACCGGCAGUGUUUUGUAACAUGGUUUUCGAUUGGCCAGUACUACAUUGGAAUACUAAAUAUCUUUCUGAGGUGUUGGAUGGAAGGACAAUACGGUUUAGGAUGGGAAUGAAGAAAAGGGACACAGCUCCUCAAUUUGAAACCAAAUGUAGUUAUGUGGAAGCUACACUUGAAGAGUUUUUGGCCUGGACUUCUGGACAGCCUACUUCUGUCUCUAGACCAUUCAGUUGUUACGAUUCCUCCAAAUAUUGGGCUUAUGCUGACUACAAAUAUAUUGCUAGGAUAUUUGAAGACAAGACAGAAAUUUUCAAGGAUAUAAUGUGGUCUGAUUUUGGUUUCCCUGGAAGAAAUGGAAAGGAGAGCACGUUGUGGAUUGGCUCAGCAGAAGCAAAUACUCCUUGUCAUUUGGAUUCCUAUGGCUGCAAUUUAGUACUACAGAUACAAGGAAGAAAAAGAUGGCACCUUUUCCCACCUAGCAACACCACUUUCCUUUAUCCCACUAGGAUCCCUUAUGAGGAAUCCAGCAUAUUCAGCAAAGUCAACGUUGUCAACCCUGAUCUGAGACACUAUCCUCAGUUCAGGAAAGCCCAGGCCCAUGUGGUUACACUCAAUCCAGGACAGGUCCUGUUUGUUCCCAGACACUGGUGGCACUAUGUAGAAAGCGUUGACCCCAUCACAGUCAGUAUAAACUCUUGGAUUGAACUGGAUGCAGACCACAAAGCCCGGGUGGAAGAGGCAAUAACUCGAACGCUAGUGUGUGCCAUAAAAUCUGCAGAAAACCCCAGCCGGUUGGAUGCCUGGCUGAAUCCUACAGAAGUUGAGGCAACAUCCCAUGAAAUCAAUCUUCAGUACUUAAAUGGAGCAAUAUCUGCAUAUUUAGAAUAUCAAACGGUAACUGUAUCAGAGGACAGAGAUCGCAGCACCCAUGGUACAGAGAAGGAGGCAUCUUCAUGUAAAAGAAGGAAAAUACAAGCCAACACCAAACCAGAGGACUAUAAAUCAGGAACCCAGGAAGCUGGUUUUACAGUGGUUAAAGCAAAAAAGUUGGAGAAAAUACCAUUUGGGGUGCAUCUUAUUCCAGUAUUACCACAGUCUCAAGAAGCAAGCUCAGUGGGGGCAGGAGCAGUGGAAAGUGACUCUAGAGACCUUCUCAGCGAAAAUGAAGGAGGACAUUUUGGAAAAUCACGCUGCACUGGGAAGCAAUCAGUAAUGAGUAAUGACUGCGAAACACUUGCAGAUCAAACAGAUUCAGACAGCACUGCAAACUCUUCACAAAUGGGCAUUUCUACAAAUGACUUAUUAGAUUGUUUGGUUAAUCCACAAGUCAUCAGUUUAGUGGCCAGUCUCUUGUUGGAAAGAGAGAGAGUUUGAUAGAGUAUUUUAUCAUUUCUAAAAUAAAGAGAAACUGGCAGGCUCGUUCUGGGGUUUUUAACUCACUAGUAAUUGAAUAUUUUACUAUUUUUUUAAAUUUGCAUAUUUUUUUAGAUAUAGACAAGUAUGCUUGGGAAUGCAUGUUAGGCCCCAGACCAGUACCAUAUUUCAGAUGGUUAAAUGGCAGAAUAAAAAUGAAUAGCUGAAACAAGAAUAAAUAAAUAACAUUAGGCAGAGACAACUAAGAGAGAUAAAACAAAGCCCCUUUGGGAUCCAUCUGAUUAGAAAUAUAAAAUACCCAGCGGCUACACAAUUGUCCCCUGAUCGGGUUACUCUCUAUAAAUUGGAACCGUGUUGUAUCUUAAGUGUCCUAUAACAUAAUAAUUAGUUUAAACCUGUAACAGAUAUGUGGAGCCUCAAUUUAUAUGGGAUCCAAACAAACUCAUGCACAGGCUAAUGAGAGAAUGAGUCAGACAGUAGGCACUGGUGUACUUCUAUGCCGCCUAUUCUCUGCGUGGGUCUAUAAUAGUCUAAUUUCUUGGGGGUUGCAAUACUUAGGUCGAAUUUCAGUUGUUGGGUUUAGUGUGUGGGUACUGGGUGGUGCUGAUGGACUGUGAUAUACAGGAGGUCAGACUAGAUGAUCUGUUGGUCCCUUAUGGCCUUAAACACUAUGAAUCUAUGAGUGGAGCCUAGAAACCGAUACACAUCUGGACAACAGAUACUCAGUACGUGGCAAAAAAACUACGGCUGAGGUGAGCACCAGCACUUGGUCCCAGAGUAUCCUGUCACUGAAACACGCGUAAUCCUGCGAAAGGCAAUAACUGUGGGGAGUUAAGAUCCUGUAGCACCCAGUACUUUAUGGCCAUGGUCAAAACUGGAAAACAACAGAGUAGGAUGUAAUUAAUCCACUUCAGCAUUUCAUGGAAUGUUGGGCUUGAUUCAGUGGUGCAGACACAGCAAUAAGUGUACCCGAAAGGAAGUUUCAUCCCAGGGGAAAAACAGCUGUCGUCUAUCAGAUAGAAGGGCAGCUUCAGUCUCCGAGCCAAAGCUGCCUGGGAGAUGUAUUGAAUCAUGCACUACUUUGGUACGCUAAUCCUAUUCUCUCUCCAGCCGGUGCUGGCUGGCUCCAGCCCCACGCUGGGAGAAUGUGUGGGGCUUAUUCAUCUGCACCCUUCUCCAGUCUGACAUUCCACCACCUGGGUUCAAGUUGUGAAUCAGGCCCAUUCAUUGUAACUUCUCCACAUGAUGUGUGGCAUAAUUGAUGAUGAGAUCAGUGAAAGGCCAACUACCGUUGGAAGCCCAACACAAUGCAAGGGAUUGGGGGAUGUGUAUAGAAGAGCCAUUAAGCAAACUGGGUCAUAAAGAGGAUGAUCUAGUAUAGGUUGUGAUAUUUGCUCAGCAGGAGAUAACUGUUAAGACAGAAAUAAGUACUUGGAGAUACCUAAUCCCAACUCAGAAGUUCUACACCCAGCACCAUAUCCCUUCUCAACAAUAAAAAGUUCUGUGGUGGGGUGGGAAAAGAACCUACAGGGAGCAGGAGGUGGUCCUCAGGUAGGCUGGGCUACAGCACAGAAAUAUAGUGAAGAAGAUAGUUUUACAAUGCAGAUUUAAAAAGUCAGGAAAGGAAUAGUACGUGAAAUGGAAAAUGCAUGAAAACCAGCUACUCCAUAUGAAAUAUGAAAAAAUGUUAGUGCUGCAAGUUCUGCAGUCCUCCCUCGGCUCAGACCCUCUGAGCAGCUGUUCGGAUCAUAGCAAAUUUGAAUCCCUCUUCAUACAGUGGGCUAUUUUAGACUCAUUGAUUUGUGUUUUCAGCAGGUUUCCAGGGAAGUUGGGAGGAAAUCCAUCUUUGUAUAUCCUGGAAAAAGCAUAUUUUAUAUUCUCUGGUCCACAGCAAGGGCCUGUUCACAAGUUUAGAAGCUGUGCAGAAUCUUCUUGAAGCUACAGUGUUGCUCUCUGAAGCAUGGUCUUGGGGGAUUAACACAUGGUGAACUCAGUGUUGUAUUCACCAUAGGAUAUGUCUAGCUGGAGGAUCUUCGCAAGAACAUUACAAUAAAACACGGUUGGGAAAGUCACUUAAAAUUCCCCUGAAAUGCUUAAUGUCUUUGCUUGACCUGCGGCAGCACUUCAGAAUGGCACUUGUCCUAAUUAUAGCUUCAGCCAGAUUCUUUUUGGAAUAACAUCUGCAGUUGUUAAGGUGACAAACCGGUUUCCAGUUUUACCCUGUUUUACCCAUUGAUAGUUCUCUUAAGCACCCAAUCUUUUGGCCUGAAAUUUUCUUGGCUUGAUCUCUGCCCCAUGGUGCUAUUUUCAUACAAGCCACUUUCCAACUGUUUUUGAGUUAUGGAAGUCAUAGGGGUGGAGAUUCUCUUCAGCUGCAGUUGUACAGUUCCUAGCUCUGUGUUGCCCUGAUCCUGCUUCAGGCCUUUGAGUGCUACGGCUAUGUAAAUGAUUCAUCAUAAUAUUGGGGUGAGAAACACUUUUCCAGUCAUAAGAAAAUAAACAAAAAAAAAACCAACACUUUUUGAACAGGGUUAGAGAAAAAUGAAUAGAGGUGGAAAUUUGAAAUGGUACAGAGAUAUGAUCCUUACUGGUCAUUUGGGGGUCAGAUUCUUCACUACUGACAUGAGCAAGGGUUGCAGGAUUAGGCCCUUGUCAUUUGGUUGGGAGGAGGGAGGGAAUUAUAAUUAGAGAAUAAAAUUAUAAGCAGUUGGGAAAAGUCACUUCUGAGCAUGCUCAGGGGAAAUUAAGAAUUUCAGCAGAGUUUAAAAUGUGUUUCUUUUCUGAAAAA